Manihot esculenta (cassava) is the source of this 1592-nucleotide messenger RNA. RefSeq names its product geranylgeranyl diphosphate reductase, chloroplastic. Lineage: Eukaryota; Viridiplantae; Streptophyta; Magnoliopsida; Malpighiales; Euphorbiaceae. Gene Ontology annotation, biological process: chlorophyll biosynthetic process; photosynthesis. The coding region runs from base 48 to 1463 and encodes 471 amino acids. The record is from RefSeq and is a predicted model, not a curated record. Gene Ontology annotation, molecular function: oxidoreductase activity, acting on the CH-CH group of donors, NAD or NADP as acceptor; FAD binding. The transcript has 2 exons. Gene Ontology annotation, cellular component: chloroplast thylakoid membrane.
ACUAUAACCUUCACUUCGCUGUCCGCUCACAAGUCUCACGCCCAAAAAUGACUUCCUCCAUCGCCUUCAAGACCUUCACCGGACUCCGCCAUUCCUCCGCUGAACCUUCCACACUCCAAAACAAAGUACCAAGCGUUUCCUCCCCCAACCACUGCCGUCGCCGCCUUCAAAUAACCGCUGGCAAAUUUAGCCCCAAGGUCCAAAACCGCAACCUACGAGUAGCAGUCAUCGGCGGAGGCCCUGCUGGCGGAGCAGCAGCCGAGACCCUCGCUAAAGGCGGCAUCGAGACGUACCUCAUCGAACGCAAGCUCGACAACUGCAAACCAUGUGGUGGAGCUAUUCCUCUUUGCAUGGUGGGCGAGUUCGACCUGCCAUUGGACAUCAUAGAUCGCAAGGUGACCAAGAUGAAGAUGAUUUCCCCUUCCAACAUCGCUGUGGACAUUGGGCGAACGCUGAAGCCUCACGAGUACAUUGGGAUGGUGAGACGCGAGGUGCUCGAUUCAUACCUGCGAGAGAGAGCGGCGACUAAUGGGGCCAAUGUCAUCAAUGGAUUGUUCUUGAAAAUGGACAUUCCAAAGGGCGGUAGAGGGAGCGAGACUGCACCUUAUGUCUUGCAUUACACGGAGUACAAUGGGAAGGUUGGCGGGGCAGGACAGAAGAAGACUCUGGAGGUUGAUGCUGUGAUUGGCGCUGAUGGAGCCAAUUCCCGUGUUGCCAAGUCCAUCGGCGCUGGUGAUUAUGACUACGCCAUUGCUUUUCAGGAGAGAAUCAAAAUCCCCGAUGAUAAAAUGGUAUACUACGAGAACCUAGCUGAAAUGUAUGUCGGUGAUGAUGUAUCCCCAGACUUCUAUGGAUGGGUAUUCCCAAAAUGUGACCAUGUUGCUGUUGGAACUGGCACAGUGACUCACAAAGGUGACAUCAAGAAAUUCCAGUUAGCUACAAGAAACAGAGCCAAGGACAAGAUCCUUGGGGGCAAAAUUAUACGAGUGGAAGCACACCCAAUACCAGAACACCCGAGGCCUCGCAGGUUACUGGACAGAGUAGCUCUAGUAGGGGAUGCAGCAGGGUAUGUGACGAAAUGCUCAGGCGAAGGCAUCUAUUUUGCAGCAAAGAGUGGAAGAAUGUGCGCAGAGGCAAUCGUCGAGGGGUCAGAGAAUGGGAAGAGGAUGGUGGAUGAAAGUGACCUGAGGAAGUACUUGGAGAAAUGGGACAAGACAUAUUGGCCAACUUACAAGGUGCUGGAUGUGUUGCAGAAAGUGUUCUACCGAUCAAACCCAGCAAGAGAAGCGUUCGUGGAGAUGUGCGCAGAUGAGUAUGUGCAGAAGAUGACAUUCGAUAGCUAUUUGUACAAGAGGGUGGUACCUGGAAAUCCUUUGGAUGAUUUGAAGCUGGCUUUCAAUACCAUUGGAAGCUUGGUGAGGGCUAAUGCACUUCGAAAGGAGAUGAACAAGCUCAGCGUAUGAGCUAACCAUUACAAAACUUACGUAUAACUAUUACUUUUUUUUUUUUUGGGUUAUAAUUGUUCUGCAUUUACUUAUUUUAGUAGAAAGACGCUUCAAUCUUAUAAUCCAAAUGGUCGGUACUCUUUUUAA